Molecule: messenger RNA, 1977 nt
Organism: Gadus chalcogrammus (walleye pollock)
Lineage: Eukaryota; Metazoa; Chordata; Actinopteri; Gadiformes; Gadidae
Product: b(0,+)-type amino acid transporter 1-like
Exons: 6
Coding region: 64-1470 (468 amino acids)
Biological process (GO): amino acid transmembrane transport
Cellular component (GO): membrane
Molecular function (GO): L-amino acid transmembrane transporter activity
Source: RefSeq, a predicted model, not a curated record
UUUACAGGUGAAGGAACAUCUAUACCCUAUUCUGAGUCGGAAUGAAUUUACCCGGUCUUUGACAUGGACCCUAAGGCACCGCAACUCAACCUGAGGCGGGAAGUGGGGCUCACGGGGGCCGUGGCCCUUAUCGCCGGGACCAUGAUCGGAUCGGGCAUCUUCAUGUCGCCGCAGUAUGUGCUGUUGGCCAUCGGCAGCCCUGGAGCGAGUUUGGUGGUGUGGGCCUGCUGCGGUUUGCUGGCCAUUCUGGCGUCGCUCAGCUACGCCGAGCUGGGGACCUUGAUACGCGAGUCGGGGGGAGAGUACAUCUACAUCCUCAGAAACACGGGCCCGUCCGUCGCCUUCCUGUUGAUCUUCAGCUCGGUGAUGUUCGUGAGGCCCGCGGGCGUCGUCGGCAUCGCGCUCAGCUUCGCCAAGUACGCCGUGGCGCCCUUUUACGCGGACUGCGCCCCGCCAGAGCUGGUGGUCAAGUGCGUGGCUGCGACCGCCAUCCUGGUGCUGGCCUCAGUGAACUGCCUAAACGUCCGCUUCGCGAUGUCCGUGCAGGUGUUCUUCAUGGUGGCCAAGGUCUUCGCCCUGCUCGUCAUUGUCAUAGGAGGUGUGACGAGGCUCAUCCAAGGAGACGUUCUCAACUUUGAAGACUCGUUCGCCAACACAAACGUUGGCAUUAAUCCAAUUGGCAUCGCUUUCUACCAGGGCCUAUGGUCUUACGAUGGGUGGAACAAUCUGAAUUAUGUGACCGAAGAGCUGAAACGUCCGGAGGUGAAUCUUCCCAGGGCUGUCCUGAUCGCCAUCCCCAUGGUGACGUUGUUGUACGUUCUGGUCAACGUGAGCUACCUGCUGGUCAUGACUCCCGCCGAGUUGAUGUCCUCCACCGCGGUGGCAGUGACCUGGGGUAAUAAAGUGCUGGGCAGCUGGGGCUGGAUCAUGUCCGUGGCGGCGGCGCUGUCUGCGUUCGGGUCGCUCAACGGGACCUUCUUCAGCGGGGGCCGCGUGUGCUUCGUGGCGGCGAGGGAAGGACACAUGCCAGAUAUUCUCGCCAUGGCCCAUGUCCACAGACUGACCCCCUCACCUGCGCUGAUUUUCACUACAGUCAUCUCUCUUCUUGUGCUGAUUCCAGGGGACUUCCAAUCCAUCGUUAACUUCUUCAGUUUCACUGCCUGGUUUUUCUAUGCAAUCACAAUUUCGGGACUCCUUUACCUCAAGAUCAAGAAACCUGAACUGCCUCGACCAUACACGGUUCCUAUCAUCAUCCCCAUAUUGGUCCUCCUCGCAGCCAUCUUUCUGGUGCUGGCACCCAUUAUAGACAAUCCUCAAAUUGAGUAUCUCUAUGUGACUCUAUUCAUCUUCAGUGGGAUUUUAGUUUACAUACCAGUCAUCCAUUACAAACUCUGCCCGGGUCUAUUGAACAGGAUAACUCUGUUCCUUCAACUCUUCCUUGAGGUCGCUCCUGCGGACAAGAACCUCUGAAGAUGCAAAGAUAGAAAGGACUGUUUUUUGGUUUGUUUAUCUUACACUGGCUAUGUUUAAAUCGGCUCACCUGUGCCCCAUUCCCAUAGCACUUUUUAGUACAGUUGGCGUGACAUGUAUUGGUUGCAUAAUCAAGAAGACACGUGUGAGAUGUCACCCUGAGAAAACUAAUUUGCAUAAAUAGCUCCUGUGUGCAAACCAUCUCUAUUGGAUGACUCCGAUGACAGUGAAAACCACUGCACAUCCUGGGAUAUAGUGCAGAUAUGUGUGCUGUACUGAAAAAUUAUUUUUGACAGCACUGGAAAAUGCUGACGCUCCUUAAAUAGUGCAGUAACUGUGUCACUCUCACUACUAAAUAUCUAGGCACUAUUACCCUUAAAAUAUGUUGACACAGGUGAUGGGAAGGAAGAAUGAAAAAAGUGAGCACCUCUGGCCUCAAAAUCGAUUGAUUUGAAUGAAAUUAGGAAUAUGGUUACCAGUGUAUUUCUUGUUAUUCACAAUUUUCUA